Molecule: messenger RNA, 1134 nt
Organism: Zymoseptoria tritici IPO323
Lineage: Eukaryota; Fungi; Ascomycota; Dothideomycetes; Mycosphaerellales; Mycosphaerellaceae
Exons: 1
Coding region: 64-1134 (356 amino acids)
Biological process (GO): sulfate assimilation; phosphatidylinositol phosphate biosynthetic process
Molecular function (GO): 3'(2'),5'-bisphosphate nucleotidase activity
Source: RefSeq, a predicted model, not a curated record
CUGCGCCUCCUCACUUCACAAGUCUUCUCGGCGACUUCAGGCAUUUCCAACAGCUACCACAACAUGGCUACGAACGACUACUCCCACGAGCUUGACGUCGCUUUACUCGCGGUCCAGCGUGCGACACUUCUCACAAAAUCCGUCUUCCACUCCCACGCAAAGGGAACACUCAACAAGAGCGACGCAUCACCUGUCACAAUCGGCGACUUCGGCGCUCAAGCACUGAUCAUCAGUGCUCUCCAACACAACUUCCCCAAUGACGAGAUUGUCGCCGAAGAAGAAGCCAAAGACCUCCGCGAGAAUGAGGAGCUGAGGAAUAUUGUCUGGGACUUGGUCAAGGGUGCAAAGCUUUCGGACGCGGAGAGCGAGAAGAAGUUGGGUGGACCGAUUGCUUCUGCAGAGAGCAUGCUGGACAUCAUCGACAAGGGUGAUAGCAAAGGAGGCAACAAGGGAAGAAUAUGGGCCAUUGACCCAAUCGACGGCACAAAGGGCUUUCUCCGUGGUGGACAAUAUGCGGUGUGUUUGGGCCUGAUGGUCGACGGAGAUGUCAAGGUGGGUGUGUUGGGCUGCCCGAACUUGCCAGUCUCCGAUUCGGAGCCAUUGACUGAGAACACGGGAGCCGAUGCCAGUGACGAAGCUGGCAAAGGUGUCUUAUUCUCUGCUGUGCAAGGCAAGGGCGCGAACAGCAGGUCGCUUGAGAAGGGUGCCCUGGCCGCCGAGUCAUCAAUCCAGAUGAAGCCACUGUCAAAGAUCUCGGAUGCCACCUUCUGCGAGUCCGUCGAGGCGGGACACAGCAACCAGGGAGAUUCGUAUAAUAUUGCUCAGAAGCUAGGCAUCACGAAGCCUUCGGUUCGAAUGGACAGCCAAGCAAAGUACGGCAGCAUUGCACGUGGAGCCGGCGACCUCUAUUUGCGUUUACCAGUGAAGAAGGAUUAUGUGGAGAAGAUUUGGGAUCACGCUGCAGGUGAUCUGAUCGUGAGGGAAGCUGGUGGUGAGGUCACAGAUGUUGAGGGCAAUCGCUUGGACUUCAGCCAUGGCCGUACGCUUUUGCAGAACAAGGGCGUCGUGGCAGCACCAAAGGAUGUUCACAAGACCGUGAUCGAGGCGGUGCAGAGCGUGUUGAGCAAAAAGUAG